Molecule: messenger RNA, 4291 nt
Organism: Trachemys scripta elegans
Lineage: Eukaryota; Metazoa; Chordata; Testudines; Emydidae
Gene: ARHGAP26
Product: Rho GTPase activating protein 26
Exons: 22
Coding region: 1-2175 (724 amino acids)
Biological process (GO): signal transduction
Cellular component (GO): cytoplasm
Molecular function (GO): GTPase activator activity; protein binding
Source: RefSeq, a predicted model, not a curated record
AUGGGACUACCUGCUUUGGAAUUUAGUGACUGCUGCUUGGACAGCCCCCAGUUCCGAGAGAGGCUGAAAUCUCAUGAAGCUGAGCUGGACAAGACCAACAAAUUCAUCAAGGAACUGAUCAAAGAUGGGAAGUCGCUCAUUGCAGCACUCAAGAAUCUGUCUUCAGCAAAGCGGAAGUUUGCAGAUUCUCUAAAUGAGUUUAAAUUCCGAUGUAUAGGAGAUGCAGAAACAGAUGAUGAAAUAUGCAUAGCAAAAUCCCUUCAAGAAUUUGCCACUGUUCUCCGGAAUCUCGAAGAUGAGCGAAUGCGCAUGAUUGAGAAUGCUGGUGAGGUCCUGAUCACUCCACUGGAGAAAUUCCGCAAGGAGCAAAUUGGUGCUGCUAAGGAUGCCAAGAAGAAGUACGACAAGGAGACGGAGAAGUAUUGUGGUGUCUUGGAAAAGCACUUAAACUUGUCUUCUAAGAAGAAAGAAUCCCAACUUCAAGAAGCAGACAGCCAGGUGGACCUGGUUCGACAGCAUUUUUAUGAAGUCUCCCUUGAGUAUGUCUUCAAGGUGCAAGAAGUCCAGGAGAGGAAGAUGUUUGAAUUUGUGGAACCGCUGCUGGCGUUCCUGCAAGGGCUCUUCACGUUCUACCAUCAUGGCUAUGAACUCGCAAAGGACUUCAGCGACUUCAAGACAGAGCUGACAAUCAGCAUACAGAAUACAAGAAAUCGUUUUGAAGGAACCCGGUCGGAGGUUGAGUCCUUGAUGAGGAAGAUGAAGGAGAAUCCCGACGAGCACAGGAACAUGAGCCCUUUCACAAUGGAGGGCUAUCUCUAUGUCCAGGAGAAACGUCACUUUGGAACCUCUUGGGUGAAGCAUUACUGCACGUAUCAGAGGGACUCUAAACGAAUCACUAUGGUACCAUUUGACCAGAAAUCUGGAGGAAAAGGGGGAGAAGAUGAAGCAGUCACACUCAAAUCCUGCAUACGCCGGAAAACUGACUCGAUAGAGAAGAGGUUUUGCUUCGAUGUGGAAGCAGUGGAUCGGCCUGGUGUGAUCACCAUGCAAGCACUUUCUGAAGAGGACCGAAAGCUUUGGAUGGAGGCUAUGGAUGGCCGGGAACCGGUCUACAACUCGAACAAAGACAAUCAAAGUGAAGGCACUGCCCAGUUGGAUAAUAUCGGAUUCAGCAUUAUCAGGAAAUGCAUAAAUGCUGUCGAAACAAGAGGGAUCAAUGAGCAAGGGCUCUACCGAAUUGUUGGAGUAAACUCCAGAGUUCAAAAGCUAUUGAGUAUCUUAAUGGAUCCCAAAACAGCCUCUGAAACAGAAACGGACAUCUGUGCUGAGUGGGAGAUAAAGACUAUCACCAGUGCACUGAAAACUUACUUGAGAAUGCUCCCUGGACCGCUCAUGAUGUACCAGUUUCAAAGAAGCUUCAUCAAAGCAGCAAAGCUGGAGAAUCAAGAGUCCAGAAUCUCAGAGAUCCACAACCUUGUUCAUCGGCUCCCAGAAAAAAACAGACAGAUGCUGCAGAUGCUCACGAACCACUUGGCAAACGUUGCUAAUAAUCACAAACAGAAUCUAAUGACUGUUGCUAAUCUGGGUGUGGUAUUUGGACCAACGCUGCUUCGACCACAAGAAGAAACUGUUGCAGCGAUUAUGGACAUCAAGUUUCAGAAUAUUGUGGUUGAGAUUUUAAUAGAAAACCAUGAAAAGAUAUUUAACACUGUACCGGAGACGCUACCACCAAACUCGCAGCUGCUGCUAAUAUCUCAUAAGAAGAAUACUGAGUCAAAGCCUCCUUCCUGCAGCGAGAGACCAUUAACACUCUUCCACACGGCACAGGCCAAUGAAAACCAGGAGACAAGGAACAGUAUCAUCAACUCCAGCUUGGAAUCUGUCAUCUCUUCAAACGUCAACAGCUUCCUCCACUCCAACAGCACUCUCCGACCCAACCUGAACUCAAGUGACCCUGACCUAGAAGUAAUUAAACCUAGUCGGCCAAACUCACUCUCACCAUGCCGGAAAGCCAGAGCCUUGUAUGCUUGCAAAGCAGAACAUGACUCAGAGCUCUCCUUCACAGCAGGCAUCAUAUUCGAUAAUGUUCAUCCGUCUCAGGAGCCUGGCUGGUUGGAAGGAACCCUGAAUGGGAAGACAGGACUAAUCCCUGAAAACUACGUGGAGUUCCUAUAACUUUGGGCACAGAAGCAACACUGCUGAGCUUUACAUGGUAUCCAUGACAACUGCUGAUUAGAGUGUUGUAGAUCAUUUGCUCUUUGCCACUGUGAAAUGCAGGGUGAAGGACUUUCCGAUUCCUAUUGAAAUUAAUGUUUAUACGAAUGAUAAUGUAUAUGUCUCCUUCGGUGAUCUAUUGUGGUGUGUGCAAAUAUACUGCAGAAGGGGCGGUCAGAGGCUCCGUGGAGGUCAUUCAACUCUUCCAACUUCUAGUAAAGGCGUAUGAUUCCUACAGCCACUGCUCCCACAUUCUCAACUUUGUUCCUUUUGUUGAGCCAUUGUAUCAAUGAAAGGAGAAAUGGCGAAAUGCAGGAGCUUAAAAAGGCACAUUAAUACCCAUUUCAGGGCCCUAUUCUGCAAACCCUUGAUUUGAACUAGUAGACCCACUGACAUCAACCUUGACUUCAGUGGAACUGCUUAUGUGAGUACUAUUAGCACAAAUCCAGGGUAUGUAGAUUGGACCUUAAGCCACCAUUUCACAAUGUGGGAAGGAGAUUAUAUGGGAGAGAGGAGGCUGUUGCCAUUUCUUCCUCACAAAUUCUCCCCUCCUUGUUGAAUCAGCCAAAAUUAAUCUCUUAUUAGCUAACAGCAAAGCAAUCUCUCUCUCAUAUAGCUGUGAGGAGGGGAGAGGUUAAGGUACUGUUUACAUACGUCAAACCACUAACCAUUUCUGCAGCAGUAGUUUACACAGCCCUGAGCCAUCUUGACGGGAUUCAGUCCAGUCUCGACAAACGCAACACACCAUACCCUGGAGCUGACGAUAGCCCUACUUACUUAGUAUUAUAUUUUUUUUAAAUGCCAUUGUUUUCUGAUGGUGCAAGCAAAAACAAAAGAAGUUGAAUGAUUCUCUGUGGGGUGAGCGCAAGAUCAGCUGUGAAUUUUCAGCGCUCUGAUGAGCAUCAGCACAAUGGCGGAGAGAAUAUUUUGGACCAAACCUUUCAUAACUUUUUUUUUUUUUAGAUUUAGAUUUAUGCUGGGUAAACAUCUGUGAUCUGUGCAGCCGGCAUUUCCUUCCUGGAAGGCAAGAUGCAGCUCAUGAUAAAUACCACUUGUUUUGUGUGACUUGCUGAUUCGUAUCAUCACUUACCAGUGCACAUUGUAGAGAGAGGAAUCCAUGCUUACUGAAUGCCCGGGCCACUCUUACAUCAAUUUUGAUUACAUUUGCCACUCACUGCAGUUGCUUUUAUAGAUGGCGUCUUUGCUUGCAGCCUAGCAUAUAGUCUGGUGAUGCCAAGUCUGUGCAGUACUGAUUAUACAAAGUAAAUCUUUUGUAGCUAUAUAAGCAUUUAUUGUUCAUGUAGCCUGUUGAAAUUCUAAGGAAAACAAACAAUUAGUCCUUCCAAUGGUUUUUAUUUCCCCCCUCUGCGCCGCCCUUAGAAAAUCUUGAAGCCUCCUCUGUUGAGUACCCAGUUUGGAUAGAGUCACUCCAGUCUUGUAUUGUUCUCAAGAAAGAUUUUUGCAUAGUCCUUAGCACAGCUCAGAUUAUAUUUAAAAAAAAAAAGAAAGAAAAGAAGAGUCAAACUUUUCUGAUAUUUUGGCAAGUGCUACAACAUUUUAUAGUAGAAAAUCAUGAGAAAAGCUGGCAUCUUGGCAGGAAGAAUUAUUUGUCUAGCUAUCACAUUAUCACGCAGAGAUGGGAUUUAGGGAAUGGAUUUAUUUUCUGUUUUAAUUAUUUUUUAAGAACAUGAGUGCUUGAAUUGCUGUAUGUUUCACUUUUUAUUGUUGGAAAAAAUCAUAUGUAAAUAGAAUAAUUUGAAAUAUUAUGAGGGAAAGUUCUGUUUGAUAUUUGUAGCGGAGCUGUAAUAAGCUAGAUGUUCCCUGGAUAUUUGAAACCAGUUUACAGGGAAAAACACACAGGCACCCAACCUAACCUUUAAACAUGACCUUUUCUUUCAUUUUGUCACCUACUCUGCCAGCCAGCUGGAUUGAGUUUUUGCUCACUUUUUAAUUUCAUUUACAUUAAUUAAACUUUCUAGACUUUGGGUUGGAAGGAGACAAUCUAAUAUAUAUUAUACAUAAAAGAUACGAUAAAUAAUAUGUAUAUGUAUUAUGCCGUCACGCACAUAUGUGUGUG